Saprolegnia parasitica CBS 223.65 is the source of this 1665-nucleotide messenger RNA. RefSeq lists its product as hypothetical. The transcript is spliced from 5 exons. Gene Ontology annotation, molecular function: ubiquitin-protein transferase activity. Bases 1 to 1665 code for a protein of 554 amino acids. Lineage: Eukaryota; Oomycota; Saprolegniomycetes; Saprolegniales; Saprolegniaceae. The record is from RefSeq and is a predicted model, not a curated record.
AUGAGCAGCGACGACAGCAAGAUGACGCUCAUGCGCGUGCUGCAAGUGGUGCUGGCGCUGGCCUUCCUCUAUGCAGCGUGGCGCAUCCUUCGGCACUGCUGCUGUCAGCCAAGCCAAGCCGCGCUCCUCGAAGAAGACUUUCUGGGCAACUUUCAAGACGGACUUUUGCGCCAGAACCUCGAUGAUCCGAACGCUGCACGCUGGUCGUGUUCGAUCUGCGCCUUCCACAACCAGCUUCGCACCAUGCACUGCGUCCUCUGCGACGCCGCCAAAGACGCGUCGCCAACCGCUGCCUUGAGUCUCCGGCAGCAGAGUGCCAUGCGCCGCAAGCAGUGGGCGCGGACCUUGUCGCCGACCGGGGACCUGCAGUGGCCCUCGUCCGAUUCCAUGCACGGCCAGUUUGUGAUUGCUUACGACCCGGCGACCAGCACGUGUGCGUGGACGCCGCUGGCGACCAUGUCCCCAUUCCUUGCCCCGGCGGCCGGCGAGACGUUGACGACAUGGCAGUGGCGCCAGCUCAUUGCGCUUCAAGACGCGUCCUUCUCGACCAAGGUCGCUGCCUUCUUCACGCGGCUCAGCCACACGUCGCGGUCAACGACCAAGCUCAACGUGUACCGGGACCUCGCGUUCGAGUCGAUCCACUUGCUCUUGCAGAUCGCACCGGCCUCCCUCUGUUCAACGACCAGCAUCACGAUGCUCGGUGAAAGCGGCGUGGACGCCGGUGGCCUCCAGCGCGAGUGGUACAGCCUCGUCCUCGCGGCCGUCUUGACGCCGUCGGCCGGGCUUUUUUGCGUCAACCACAAGGAAGACGGUGCGUACAUGAUCGACCAUCGCACGAGCCUCGAGCCGACCAAUUUGACGCGCUUUCGCGCCGUGGGUCGUCUCUAUGCGCGAGCGAUGCUCGACGGGCAAGUGCUUCCGCAGCCGCUCUGCGUGCCGCUGCUCAAAGCACUGGUGGGCGCCCCGCUCUCGGUUGCCGACAUUGCGUAUCUCGACCCAACAACAUCCGCCAGUUUGCACUACAUUGCGACAGCGUCCUCCGUCGACGACCUCUGCUUGGACUUUACCGUCUCCCGUGGCAAGAGCGACCUCGUGCCUCUGCUGCCCAACGGCCAAGACGUGCCCGUGACGCUAUCGAACCGCGCCGUCUACGUGGACUGUAUGGUCCGGUACCUCUUGUUCGACCGUGUCCAGCAGCCCCUGGCCGCGCUCUUGCAUGGGUUCAACGAGGUCAUGCCAGCCGACUUGGUUCUACCGUUCGACUACCAAGAGCUUGGCCUCUUGGUCGCCGGGUCUGCGGCCGACCUUGACGUAGACGAUUGGAAGCGCCACACCAAGAUGGCGCUAGCGCACGCGGCGACCAAUAGCGCCGCGUGGUUUUGGGAACUCUUGCGCGAAAUGACGCCGACGCAGCGCCGCCACUUGCUGCAGUUCACGACGGGCUCGUCGCGCGUGCCCAUCCAGGGCUUUCAAGGCCUCACGAGCUUUGACGGCCGUCUCUGUCCGUUUACCGUCGAGGCAAUUCCGUACGCGCGCGGCGUCUUUCCGAGGGCCCACGCAUGCUUCAACCGCAUCGACUUGCCACUGUACCCGAAGAAGGAGUUGAUGAAAGACGGUCUCCGCGUGCUCGCACAGCUCGAACAUGCUGAAUUUACCAUCGUCUAG